AUGUUCUGCCGUUCUAGUCUCCCUCUAGCUGAGAUAUCUCGUCCUGUUGCCAUAUCAACCAGAGUCACCAAAACCCAUUGUCCGCCUUCAUCCACUGGAUCAUUCCGGGUUUCAUUAUUACAUCAUAGGAAGAGGACUCUGGCAAAACCUCUGUCAGCCCCUCGGUCGACGAUGCUGAUAUACCAGUGCGAAGAUGAAGAAGAAGAAGACAAUGAGGAGGAACAACUGCGGGUAGAACCUUCGUCAGUCAAAUGGGUCGAAAUAGGCCCUGAAAUAACUCACGAGCAGGCACAGGCGAUCGCCCGGCUUCCCCCAAAGAUGACUAAACGUUGUAGGGCCCUGAUGAGGCACAUCAUCUGCUUCUCCCCUCAACAAGGCAACCUUCCUCUUCUGCUGUCCGCGUGGGUGAAGGUUAUGAAGCCCAAGAGAGCCGACUGGCUGUCUGUUCUCAAGGAGACGAAGAGAUUGGAAGAUCCUCUAUUCCUGCAGGUCGCUUUCUUACUCACUUCCUGCCUCAGUCUGUGCAUGGAUGUACAUUCUAGCGGUGACCACGGCUGAAGCCUUGCCCCUGAGAAUGUGUCUUCUUCGCAGGUGUUCCAGUAUGCGCUGCUAGAAGAUUCCUUUGAAGCAAAUAUCCGUGACUACACCAACAUAAUCGGCGCCUUUGCCGAGCAGAAGCGCUUCCAGGACGCCGAGGCCACAUUCCUGGCCAUGAAAAGAAAAGGCUUCGCCCCUGAUCAGGUCACCUUGACCUUGCUGGUCAACUUGUACAGCAAAGCUGGCAGGUUUGAGCAGGCCAAGGAAACGUUCGGGGAAAUCAGAUUCCUCGGCGAGCCGCUGGACAAGCGAGCCUAUGGGUCGAUGAUAAUGGCCUACAUCCGAGCAGGGAAGCCCGAAGAGGGGGAGAUGCUGCUUAGAGAGAUGGACGCCCAAGAAAUAUAUGCCUGCAAAGAGGUCUACAAGGCUAUGCUAAGAGCAUACUCUUUAGCCGGCAGACCUGAUGGCGCCCAGCGAAUCUUUGAUGCCAUUCAGCUUGCAGGCAUCGUCCCGGAUGCCAGGCUCUGUGCGCUUUUGAUCCAUUCCUACUGUGCUGUCCAUCAGUUGGAUGAGGCGAUGAGUGUGCUGGAGAACAUGAGGGCCGCAGAAAUCAAGCCCAAUGAUAAAUGCGUUGCCUUGAUGAUCGGCGCCUUCCAAGAGGAAGGCAAGCUUGAUCGGGCAGUGUCCCUUCUCAUGGACUUGGAGAGGGAUGGAGUCGUCACUGGCAGAGAGACAUCCAACGUGUUGACCCAGUGGUUCCGUCGGCUGGGCUUGUCAGACGAGCUGGAGGACAUUCUACGGAGUUGA
This is a messenger RNA of Spirodela intermedia, 1344 nucleotides long. The record is from the annotation of a GenBank genome assembly. Lineage: Eukaryota; Viridiplantae; Streptophyta; Magnoliopsida; Alismatales; Araceae.